AUGGAGAAUACUCACUUUGCUCUUGAGCUGUCACUUCCUGCCAUGUCUGUCAAGGUGAAGGCUAAGGUGAAGUACCUGCCGUCGCCUGAUAUCCUCUACCGUUCCAGAAAGUACCUGCCCUUCGCCCGAUAUCCUCUACCGUUCCAGGAAGUACCUGCCCUUCGCCCGAUAUCCUCUAACGUUCCAGAAAGUACCUGCCCUUCGCCCGAUAUCCGCUACCGUUCCAGAAAUCAUAUAAUCUAUCUAUCUAUCUAUCUAUCUAUCUAUCUAUCUAUCUAUCUAUCUAUGCCAAUAUGUUCAUUAUCUAUCGAUCUGUCUAUCUUCUGUUCAUUAUCUAUCUAUCUAUCUAUCUAUCUAUCUAUCUAUCUAUCUAUCUAUCUAUCUAUCUAUUCCAGUAUGUUCAUUAUCUAUCUAUCUAUCUAUACCUAUAUGUUCAUUAUCUAUCGAUCUAUCUAUCCAUCCAUCUAUUUCGAUGUGAUCAUAUCGAUUUAUCUUAGUCUGUUCAUUAUCUAUCUAUCUAUCUAUCUAUCUAUCUAUCUAUCUAUCUAUCUAUCUAUCUAUGCCAAUAUGUUCAUUAUCUAUCGAUCUGUCUAUCUGCCCAUCCAUCUAUUUCGAUGUGAUCAUAUCUAUCUAUCUAUCUAUCUAUCUAUCUAUCAAGCCACUGAGCCGAUCAUUUGCCAUGCACGAGCUUUGAUGGAACUCAAACACGGCUCACCUCUCUCUACUUCCGAGAGCCUAUCCAUUGCAACACACGCACGUCGUCUGCUUGUCCAUAAUUUUCAUCAAGAGAAUUACCAUUACCGGGAAGUUGGCUACGUAACUGCAUCUCAUCCAGAAGAAUGA
Molecule: messenger RNA, 843 nt
Organism: Acanthosepion pharaonis
Lineage: Eukaryota; Metazoa; Mollusca; Cephalopoda; Sepiida; Sepiidae
Source: the annotation of a GenBank genome assembly